Sesamum indicum (sesame) is the source of this 1913-nucleotide messenger RNA. Its product is annotated as transcription factor MYB56-like. Gene Ontology annotation, molecular function: DNA-binding transcription factor activity, RNA polymerase II-specific; RNA polymerase II cis-regulatory region sequence-specific DNA binding. Gene Ontology annotation, biological process: regulation of DNA-templated transcription. NCBI's taxonomy places the organism in Eukaryota, Viridiplantae, Streptophyta, Magnoliopsida, Lamiales, Pedaliaceae. The record is from RefSeq and is a predicted model, not a curated record. Gene Ontology annotation, cellular component: nucleus.
UGAAUUGAAUGGGAAAAAAGAGAGGAGAUUCUGUUUUCUGCACUCGAGAACCGAGGUAGAAAGAAGAAAAGACACAGGAAAAACAACCAGCAGUUUUCCAGACACCCAACUCCAACAGUACUGUCGAAUGGGGCUUCCCACCACCACCACCCACACCCACACGAGGGGCUCUCGUUUUCCACCCAACCCUCACAAGGACACACGCACACACAAAGUUCUAGACAGACAGACUAAUGGAUACAUAUAGGGAGAGAAAUACAUUUAGAGAGAGAUAGAGAGAGAGAGAAAGAGACGUUUCUAGCUACUUCCUUCGUGUUCCAUUGAUCUUAGUUUCAUUCAUGGGCUUUCUCUUUUCUUUCUUGAUUAUGUCGUCCGCGCGCUCUGAGGAAAUGGAUACAUAUAUAUAGAGAGAGAAACCUAGAUACAUACAUAUAUAUAUAUAGAGAGAGAAAGAGAGAGAGAGAGAGAAACUCGUUUCUAUUUAGUACCUUUAAUUCUUGUUUGAAUAAUAAGAAUGAUGAAUCUGCAGCAGAAACUCUCGAGGAUUGCUGCUGCUACUCAUGAAAUCACAGCAAAAGGGUUUCAAGAUUCGGCAUUUGUAACCCCAUCUGAUUCCAAACCUCCUCAACAAAGAGAGAGUGAAAUGGGGUUUGAUCGGUAUCUGAUUAAUGGUCCAUUGAUGAAUGAGAAUGAGAAUGAGGUGAUGAAAAGGGCAGGGCGGACUGAUUCCCUGGAAAUUGGGGUGACAACGUCGUCCAAGGUAUGUAGCAGAGGGCAUUGGAGACCGCAUGAAGAUGCUAAACUCAAAGAGCUUGUUGCCAAGUUCGGCCCUCAUAACUGGAACAUCAUUGCUCAAAAUCUUCAAGGAAGAUCAGGGAAAAGUUGCAGACUGAGAUGGUUUAACCAGUUGGAUCCAAGGAUUAACAGGAGAGCAUUCAGCGAGGAGGAAGAGGAGAGGCUUUUGUCAGCCCACAAACUGUACGGCAACAAAUGGGCUAUGAUUGCGAGGCUGUUUCCUGGGAGAACCGACAACGCUGUCAAGAACCAUUGGCAUGUGAUUAUGGCAAGAAAACGAAGGGAAGAAAACUGCAUCUACAGACGGAAAAUGCCCUCAUCAUUCUUACACCUCCAACUCCAAGAAAACAACAGUCAUGAUCCAUCAACUGUUUCUAGCAACAACCUUAUAAAUAUUAUGAAUGUCGUCUUCGAUGAUCAGUUGUCUGCUGCCUCUACUUGCACCGCAGAUCUCUCCCUCACUCCAUCUUCACUCAAAACCCCUCAUUUCCUCAGCAGCUUUAGUCCUGCAGUUCAUCACCAAAAUCUCCUCUAUUCUGCUGCUGCUGGGAAAGAAGGGAAAGGGCCUGAAAAUCAUCAGGAUCAUGAUGAAUUAGGUUACUCAGAAUCAAAGUCUGAAGUUUCUGCAUCUGAAUCAGUAGCCAACAAUGAGGCCAAUCUGUUUAUGUGUGGGGAAGAUGAGAGUGGAAAAUUUGACAUGGGAUUCAUUGAUUUUCUUGGAGUAGGAGCUACUUGAUUUGACUGUGGGUUUUGGGGAAAAGGGUUUUAUUUUUUGAUAUAUGGGAAAGGGCAAAAUUAUUAUGCUUUUAGACAAGGGAUACAACAUUUUUAGUUUUUGGAGUUUUUAAGAUGAUAGUAAGAUUAAAAAAAAAUCUAUAAAUUUAGUUCUUUAUUUUACGAAAAUUGUAAAAUGGUGCAAAAAUUGAGAAAAAUUCGACACAUUUAAUCAUGUGUUUUACAGUAUUUAUGGAACUAAAUAUGUUGAUAUUUCUCAAUUUUGAGGCUAUUUCGAAGAUUUUAUAAAGUAGAAGAUUAAAUGUGUCGAAUUUUCAAUUUUAAGAUCAUUCUAAAUUUUUUUAUAAAUAUUAAACUCUAUUCCAUGGGGUUAUGAUCAUUGC